Molecule: messenger RNA, 4135 nt
Organism: Anneissia japonica
Lineage: Eukaryota; Metazoa; Echinodermata; Crinoidea; Comatulida; Comatulidae
Exons: 2
Coding region: 1981-2892 (303 amino acids)
Molecular function (GO): protein binding
Source: RefSeq, a predicted model, not a curated record
UAUAUGUUUGUGUAUAUAUAUAUUUGUAUAUAUAUAUACUUGUAUAUAUAUAUAUAUAUAUAUAUAUAUAUAUAUUUGUAUAUAUAUAUAUAUUUGUAUAUAUAGGCCUAGUAGAUUGUAUUCAGUGUAAACAAACAAGUUUCGGCAAAUCCUUCGCAAUCUCCAGUGAAACGAUGAUAAAACAUGCAACCUCCUUUAUAAAGGUAGUGAACAACUGUGAAGCAUUUAUUUUUAAAGAAAAAAAAUGGGAAUUGAGCCAUAGCUACAUGUAAAAGUUGCUAACUUUUUCAUUCUGAUGUUCAUCAUUACGUUAUCAUCUUUAUUCAUGCAAUUCCUUCUUUUUUACAAUUACGGUUCUGAUGGAAUCUUUAAAAUGCAAUGUGAUGUUUGUUUGAAGUAGCCAUGGCUCAAUUCCCAUUUAUUUAAAAUACAGUGGUUCAUAGUUGUUCACUCUGUUUCAUGUUUGUUUAUACCGAUCUAAAUGGAAGUUAGAUGAUGUUGUUACAAUAAUUUCCGACUGUUGUUCAGUGUGAUAUGUAGUAAAUUAAAGCGUUAAAACUUGGUUACAAGUGCGUUACGUAUCGUUACAAAUGCGUUACUUUUUUAAAAGCAUAGUUUACAAUUAUGUCAACAAUUUUAAAUGCUAUGUGUUAUGUGUUGAAUAAAUGACCGUUUGUUAAUAAUGAUUUAUAAAAAGUUAAUCUUAUAUUAUGUGUUGUAUUUUUAUACUCGUCAUUCCCUGUUAGAUGAGAUAAAUAAAAUUUUUUAAAAAGUAUAUAAACAAAAAAUUAUAUAACAGAAUAAAAAUUAAAGGACGGACUCCAGUGACAAGAUAAUCAAGUGUUAGCAUGGAAUUAUAAAUAACAUAGAACUUGUAUAAUAUACGCUCUUAGCUACAACAAAGUGAUUUUUCAACUAAAAUGGCGUUUUAUUUUAUAAUAAUCAGUGAUAAUAUUCAGAUUAUUGAAGGCUAAACCAUGGAGUUAUAAAAUCAAAAUAAUUAUAACUCCAUGGCUAAACUGACAUUCGGAAAAAUAUAAAUACAUGGACCAGUGUAGCGUUAGCUUGCUUCACAUUCAACCACUGGACAUCUCCGAGAAGAAUUGGUUCUACUAACUAAGCCUCCGCAAGAAGAGUCAACCAACGACGAUGUUAAGGCUGGCGCGCGACGCCUCUUAUACCAAUAAUUCAUAUCAACAAUAUAAUACAAUUAUUUUUCUUAAUACAAUUUAGUAGGGUUCAAUCGCACCCUCUGCAUCCCACCCCCUACAUCCACCCCAGGUUUUAUCCUGCUUUAAAUUUGAGAUUGGUGUACUUUGUAUUAGGCCUAUUUUUGCGGUAUUGGAAACGUAAUAAAAAUGCUUCGUUUAACAUUCGAGUUUUAACUUCAGUUCGUAUGUGUUGUUUAUGAAUUAUGAAAACAUAGGGGGCGUACUUCACCACGCCUUGUAAUUAGAACAUGAGUGGACCAUUUCUUUGUAGGUCUAUUUUAAAUUAAUAUUUAAAAUAACGUUUUGAUAAAUAAGUAUUAUCUUCAUGGAUGUUUGAUAAUAAUGUUUGGCGUAUCUUACUGGUUGUCUUACCAACAGCUGUGUUGAUAAAAUCUCAUUGAUUUAUUAUGACGUAAGCGAUACGGAGUCAAUACUCAGAGAUAGCACUAGAUUCCUUUCCUGUAAACACCAACGCCGGAAGAUAAGAACUCGAAAGAAAACGUGAUUCUCAGUUUCCCAAUAAAAAUCACUCGCACCUUAAGUAAACAUUUGUGAUCUGUAUUAAACGACUGGUGUCAUACAGUACUGUGAAGUAACAUUAUACCUGAGUGCGUUUAUCGACUAUCGUCUCCGAUCAGAUUAUAUGGUAUGUCAGGUUGAUGACUAUUGGCAGAUUUAAAAUGAAUAGUUUCGGUAUCGAGUAGGUCUACAGUUGUGUUUUAUGAUGGCUGAGUGGUUUGACGGGAAAUCCGGCUGUUAAAUUGAAGGCAUGUUGAGGAAACCGGGCGGUUCAGCCGCCUACUACAAGUAUAUUGGUAUUUUAAAAAUGCAGCACAUAAUAAUUGCUAUAGGGCUAUCACUUGUAUGUACGGCAGUGACAUCUGUGGGUGUACAAACAUCAAUCGAGGCUUCAACGAAAAAUGCUUUAGUUAAAUUAUCACCAGAACUGCGAACAAACUCGCCAUCAGCAACUAUAACGGACGCGGAAACCGACGCCGAAAUCUUCCCCAAAUCAUUCUCUGCGGGCGCCACACUUCUAGGUAUUGGCACUAAGCCCACGAAAGGCACGACUGUUAGCAGUGCGGUUACGUCAGAGCACAUUUCGUUUACGUCAUCAGAACGUGCUGAGAGUAGGACGCCUUCAACGAGAAUGUCUACUACAGGUGCAUUUAACGUUUCUGUCGAGUCGGUUGGAAGCUUUGAUGCUGAGAAAGUCACAUGGCAUCUGCCACCAGUCACAACUAGAAUUAAACAUUAUAUCGUUCUAAACUAUAAACAGAAUUGUAACUCCGGUGAAUUAUUAGAUUCUAAAAUUGACUCGAAAAAGAUAAUUUCAAACGUUACAAUCACUUCAUUAAUAAUAGAUAAUCUAUCGUACCUAACAACUUACUGCGUAUGCGUAAUAAGCAUUGCAGGCUUGGAUGAAGAUGUAUCCGGAAUUAACAAUUGCAAGGAGUUCACAACCGAAUACAACCAUAUGAACACGAAAGCUGUAAUAGCACUAGGAAUUGCCUCGUCUUUCAUAAUGAUAUUUUGUAUUGUUGUUAUUUACAAUGUUUUAAGGAGUGCGAAAAAGUUGUCGAGGCAGUCCCACGACGAAGAACUGAUUGCGAGCGUUUAUAAUGACGUAUCAAGUGACCUUGGUGAAGACGAACAAUUACCGCCACCAACCGCCACUUAAUACUGUCAUCGUUGUUCAUUAUUAUUAAUAUCAAAGAUCUUAUAAUAGGAUCUUUGAAUAAUUAUUAUUUAUAUUUUAAUUUGCUUCAAUACUUUUGAUGAGUAUAAAAUUAUCAAAUAGAUAUGGAAUGGUUUAAUAUCCUUAAUGUCAGGAUUGGAAGGCGCGCCUUCUAUCAUGAAUAUGCUUUAAAUUACAGUUAUAACAGAUUCUUUAAACUUUCGGUACACCAUGUGUAAAAAUAUGGUUGGUUGUCUCUAUGUAAAGUCAUAGGUAAUUUAGGCCUACAUACCCGAGCGUUGAACGGCAUGCUCGCCUAUGGUUCUGGUAGUGGAACAAGUCUUCUCUUAUAGGCCUAAGGACUAUAAACCGUAAGCCCAGUGUACACCAUUUGGCUAAUGUGAACUUUAAAGAACCCAGUGCAAUUUUCGAGACUAAUAGGGAGUUACACCAGUGUACUGGUUCAUACAGCCCCUGUUGUGGAUAGACGAGAGAUAGCUGGUGUCGGUUUACCGGAUAGCCCAGACAUGAAGAGACCCAUAGGGGAGAAGAAAGUUACUGUACGAGCUAAACCACACCACACAUCGAACGCCUGAUCAGGCGCUUUGAUACUCCGGUAUAAAUUCACGUAAUGAGGUCGCGUUGAAGCAUUCGCUCAUUCAGCGUCAAGUUACGUUGUCGUGGAGAGAACGCAGAAUGGUCAGAGUGAAUUCGUUACGGUAACCUCGUCGCUCAAAUUGAUAGUUGUUCAUGUGGACAAGGCAAUGCUCAUGUUAUUGUGUUUAAAUAUUAUGUUAUUAAUUAUAUUGAUUAUUGGAUCUGAACGGGUAUUAAAUACUAAAUAAAGCUACCAAGGACAAAACCAACCUACGUUAUACUAAUAGUCUCUUCGAUCUAUUUGAUAAAUUUUUUUUGAAUAUUUUCUUUCUUCUUAUUACCUUACCUUUAUUUUCCUUUAUCCAUGUCUUUCCUUUUCUUCCAUUUGCUUUUUUUCAUUCCUAUUUUAUGUUUAUCCUUUACUUCCCUAUAAAUUUUGUCUUUACCUUUUCAUUGUUUCCUUUUCCUUCUUUUAUCUUUCUGUUUCUUUCAUUUCUUUCCUGUCCUUUACAUUCAUUUUACAACAAUAUAUUGUUGUAAUCAGCAUAGGCCUGUCCCAGUUUUUGUUUUUGUUUUUUUUUUCUAUACAAGACUACAGUAUAUCACGUAAUAACAAAUGGUAUUUAAGCAAGUCUAUUUGUUUUUUGCU